AAAAAUACACUUCCAAUUGAUUACCCAAAUCAAGGCCGUAGAAAAUUAAAAUUAUAUCAACCCGGCUGAUUUUCGUACAAUUCAAUUUAAAUUAAUACCCAAAUUUACAUUAAUACCGGCUAGAAUAAAAAUGACAGCAAAAACAAUAACUUUAUUAUGGCCAUCAAAUCGCAGUAUUUCCUAUAUAGGAACACAAAAUAUGCGAACUUUGUUAUGGGCUUCCACAAAUCGAGUAACUAUGCGUCAAUACGGAAGCGAAAAAGCUGAACCUUCCUCAAGCACAGCUGAACCUAGUGAGAACGAAAAAAAGUUGAUUGCCGAUGUCGAGAGUUUGACAAAAGAAGUCGAAGCUUUGAAGGAGAAGAACAAUGAACUAACCGACAAGUAUAAGAGGUCACUGGCUGAUGGUGAAAAUUUACGUACACGUCUUACUAAACAGAUAAGCGAUGCCAAACUUUUUGGCAUUCAAGGUUUCUGUAAAGACUUGCUUGAGGUAGCUGACACUCUUGGCCAUGCUACUGAAGCUGUUCCCAAAGAAGAGAUAAAUGAAAGCAAUAAGCACUUAAAGAGUCUGUACGAGGGUCUUACAAUGACUAAAGCUUCACUGAAACAAGUGUUCAAGCGUCACGGGCUAGAACCAAUCAAUCCACUGAACGAAAAGUUUGACCCAAAUGUUCAUGAAGCUCUAUUUCAAAAGGAGGACGAUAAUGUUGAGCCGAACACAGUUGUAGUUGUUAGCAAAGUUGGAUAUAAAUUGCACGAACGAUGCAUACGACCCGCUUUGGUCGGAGUAUCGAAGUCUUCGUCAUGAGCAUAUAAAAUCUUUAUAUAAUACAUAAUUAUACUCUUUCCGAGUUUCUUUAAAAUGAGUUUUUAUUUCAUCAGAACCGGGUUUCGAUGAAAAUUGGGCGAAUGAAUCAUUAUUUUAUAUUUUAUGAAUGUUUAAAUAUAGAAAUGUGAAUUGAAUUAA
Episyrphus balteatus (marmalade hoverfly) is the source of this 970-nucleotide messenger RNA. It is a transcript of the gene Roe1, whose product is annotated as grpE protein homolog, mitochondrial. Lineage: Eukaryota; Metazoa; Arthropoda; Insecta; Diptera; Syrphidae. The transcript has 4 exons. Gene Ontology annotation, molecular function: protein homodimerization activity; protein-folding chaperone binding; adenyl-nucleotide exchange factor activity. The record is from RefSeq and is a predicted model, not a curated record. The coding region runs from base 131 to 811 and encodes 226 amino acids. Gene Ontology annotation, biological process: protein import into mitochondrial matrix; protein folding. Gene Ontology annotation, cellular component: PAM complex, Tim23 associated import motor.